GGUUCCAAGUGUCGGAUGACAUCAUGGAUUACUUGUGGAAAUAAAUACCGACAUAUCCAACAUCAACCCAACCCGGCGUGUCACAUCACAAGCCCAGUAAUACUUUGGAUGUCAUGAUGAACACCGCGACCGUCAGUCUGGCGGUCACGCCAACUGCUUUAUCCACGCUCUUGACGCAUUACUUGAACCGCAAACCGCUCGCUCAUAAGCCUACAGCACAUCUUUCGUACGACGAGGGGCUACAUCUGAUUCGCUCGUUUCUCACCCAUGCCUCGCACCAUACUGUCGAGGAGCUGCAGGCGUUUACCAGCCAGUGGGUACCACAUCCGCAGUGGGUCAAGGUCGACCAUGUCGUGAUACCAGAGGAGGACCUCCUGCGGGCAGCCGAUCUUCUGGUCGAGCAGUUGGGCCCGGACGGGAUCCGCCAGGUUGGCGGCAAGGCGUGGUGGCAGUGGCGCAAGCCCAAUAGCCCGCUCAAGGCCGAGUGGAUCGAGAUGAAAGCAGACUACCAAGAGCGCAAGAGGGGCUCGAACCCGGGCAACCGUGUCAUGCUCUACGUCCACGGCGGCGCCUACUACUUUGGCAGUGUGGACGAUCACCGCUAUCAGAUCCAGCGCCAUGCGCGUAAGCUCAAGGCGAGGGCGCUGGCACCGAGGUACCGGCUGGCACCCCAGUUCCCUUUCCCGUGCGGGCUUCAGGACUGUUUGGCUACGUACCUGUAUCUCAUCACACAUCAACAUCCGAGCACCGUGAUCCUGGCCGGUGAUUCGGCCGGGGGCGGUAUGAUCCUCUCCAUGAUGGUCAUCCUCAGAGAUAGGGGCAUCCCUUUGCCUGCCGGCGCCGUGCUCAUCAGCCCGUGGGUCGACCUGACGCACUCAUUCCCGAGUGUCGCGGGACACUGCCCCCUGGACUACCUCCCGGCGUCCGGAUUUCAUCACAAACCCUCCCGAGUGUGGCCGCCACCUGACGAGGAGGAGCUCGCCGAGCUCAAGAAGGUCGCCAUGGCCCAGAAAAAAGAGAUUCAUAAAGAGAAAGGCGAGCCUGCUGAGGAGAGCGGCAUACCGAGGACCGAGGACGUUGCGCAGCGCACGCACCGGUUGACGUUCCUCAUCGAUGGCGAGCAAGUCGAUGUCAAGGAGCAGAUACAGAUGUACACCACCAACGAGCUGAUCGCGCAUCCGUUGGUCAGCCCCAUCAUGCAGCCCACGCUGGGCGGCCUGCCGCCGCUGUUAAUCAUGGUUGGCGGCGGCGAGAUGUUGCGCGAUGAGCAGAUUUAUCUGGCUCAUAAAUGCGCGGACCCUGCGCGAUACUUGCCUCCCGAGACACUGAUGGACGACCGGGCGAAGACCCUGGUGGACCGGUAUGAGCCUACAGAUGUUCAGCUGCAGGUGUGGGACGACUUGUGCCACGUUGCACCUACGCUGAGUUUCACCCGGCCGGCGAAGUUUAUGUUCAGGAGUGUCGCACAGUUCUCGGCCUGGGCAUUGGCGAGGGCGCAGAAAACCGAGGUGGAGAUUGUUCAGGACGAUGAAAUAUCCGUCAUUUCAAGCUCGACCUCCUCCGACGAGAGCGAGCAGCAGACGGCAAAGGCGAGGAAAGAGCGGACCAUUGUCGAGGACCAGUCCGCUGCGCAGUAUUCUUCAGUUGGCCGCGCAGGAGACCCGCUCCCGCCGUUUGAGAACCACAUGAUCCGCCAGCGAGUCACACGCCACGGCGAUAUCCUCCCGUUGCCGCCCCCUUCAGAGCUCCCGGGCUGCUGUAUGGCCCGCAACCAAGUUGGCGUCGUCAAAGCCGGCACCCUGCGCAAGUGGCUCGAGCACAAGAAGCGAUGGGACGCGCGCUUCAAGCAAACCAAGGCGCGCGUGCACAAGAAGCGCCUGCGCGACAUGGCCACGGGCUACGAGGUGUUCGGCGACGGCGAGGUCCCGCCGCCGAGCGCGCUCGCGGGACGGAGGAAGCUCGGUGCGAGGGAGUUGAAGGAGAAGAAGGCGCGCGGGCUGGGCCUGUCGCUCUGGGCGCUGUGGGGCUCCAAGCAUGACGAGAUGACGGUCCAGCGGGAGCAGCACGCGGCGAAGACGCCCGAGGUUACCGCCGCCAGCGCCAGCCAGGGGCAGGGCGCGCGUGCGUUUUCGGAUCUGGAAAAGCAGGAGCGGGCGGCGCGCGAGGGGAAGGGUGUGCCGUCGGCGGCGCAAACGAGCAACAGCCAGGCGUGGACGAGCCUCGUCGGGGCGGAUCAAGCGGAGAGGGGGAACGACGCGGAUAAGUCGGCUGACUUGGAACCGGCCGGGCCUGUGAGCCCUAGCAGCAGUGAGGCGGGGGCCCAGACAGCGAACCACCAGUCGGCGACGGCGCUUUUGUCGCCCGAUGACGCUUACGAGACGGGAGUCACCGGAAAGCGGGUCAUCAUCGGCGGUCUGGCGACGCCCUUCAGCCUGCGCAAGGAGCCCGAGACGGCGAGCAUGAUCACGCUGGCGACUCCAAUGGACCAGCGAUCCACCCGGGUAUCGACCGCAGACUCGAGCAGCGUCGUGGCGGCGCCAUCGGCGGAGGUCUCGGAGGACCAGGGGGCCGUUGGCUCGGGUGAGCCGGACAAGCCAAAGCAUCGGGAGGGCGAGACGCCGGGGACUGCAACUCCUUUCGUAACACCGUUCUUGACGCUAGCCUCGCCAAGUGAGAGGCCUCCUUUGGAUAGGUUUGUGACGGCCGAGGAGGGAGCUGCAGAGGCUGGUGCUUGAUGAGUUAGGGAGAUGUAGUCUUUCGUUCUUCGCCUUCGGACUUUAUGCAUCAAGGCAUUGGAUAUUGACUUAAUUCGCACCACACAAAUAGCUAAACAGUAUAUCGCAGCGCUCUUUG
Thermothielavioides terrestris NRRL 8126 is the source of this 2853-nucleotide messenger RNA. RefSeq lists its product as uncharacterized. The record is from RefSeq and is a predicted model, not a curated record. Lineage: Eukaryota; Fungi; Ascomycota; Sordariomycetes; Sordariales; Chaetomiaceae. The coding region runs from base 114 to 2735 and encodes 873 amino acids. The transcript is spliced from 5 exons. Gene Ontology annotation, molecular function: hydrolase activity.